AACCUUAAAUUCUGAUUUAUCGUCCUUCUUUGAGUCAAGGAUGUAACGAUGCGACUGAAAUCCUAAGUUCCUUAUUAACCCUAGUGCAAACAUUUCUGUCCUUGCUCGUUGCCGAAAGAUCCGCAGUGGUUUACGCUUCAUGCGUUUGUGAGACGCGCGCGCCUCAGAGAUCCGCGUGUCAAUCAGCAGAAUUAGCGAGCGGCGCACCGCGCAGGCGUGAUCCAGUCUGAGCCGCGCGAGCUCGAGGCCAGUCGCUUCCGUCUCUUCAGCUCUACCUCUCCCGCCGGACACAUGCACACCGGCCCCCGGCGACCCUCCGCGCCUCUGUCGCACCUGUCCGGCGCGUGAAUGGCCCUCCCGCCAUGGACGAAAUACCGUUCCAGAAAGUCAAGACCCGGCGCAGGAGGAGCCACUGCCCGCCCGGGGUCAUCGCGUGCGAGGACGAGUUCGACUGCAAGGAGCUCGAGUCGCUCUUCCACAACUACAACCUGAAGCUCGACCAGACGUGCACACUGAAGGCUCUGUUCGUGCUCAUCCUGCUGUCGUCCAGUCUGAGCCUGCUGGAGCUGCUGCUGUCCGGCGCCAGCCUGACCAUCGCCAAGGGCUCGUACCCGGUGCACUUCGUCGUCUUCAUCUCGCUCUUCAUCGUCACUAACGUCAAGUACCUGCAGGUGAGCCAGCUGCAGCAGAUCGCGCACUUGAGCCUGCUCUUCUGCUUCACCUGCUCGGUGCUGUGCUGCCCGUUCCCGCACGUGUCGGGCGCCACGGGUCCGGAGCAGGGCGUGUGGCAGCUGCUGUUGCUGACGUUCGUGGCGUACGCGCUGCUGCCGGUGCGGACGCUGCUGGCGGUGCUGUUCGGGCUGCUGGUGUCCGUGUCGCACACCAUCGUCACGGCCACGUCUGUGACGGCGAAGACCCAGCGGCUGUGGAGAGCGCUGGCUGCGAACACACUGCUCUUCACCGGAGUCAAUCUGUCGGGUCUGUUUGUGCGGAUCCUGACGGAAAGAGCGCAGCGCAGAGCCUUCCUUCAGGCCCGAAACUGCAUCGAGGAGAGACUGCGCAUGGAGGACGAGAACGAGAAACAGGAGCGUCUGCUGAUGAGUCUGCUGCCCAGAAACGUGGCCAUGGAGAUGAAGGAGGACUUCCUGAAACCUCCAGAGAGGAUCUUCCACAAGAUCUACAUCCAGCGGCAUGAUAACGUCAGUAUCCUGUUUGCGGAUAUCGUGGGCUUCACGAGUCUGGCGUCGCAGUGCACAGCGCAGGAGCUCGUCAAACUCCUCAACGAGCUCUUCGGCAAGUUUGACGAACUCGCCACGGAGAAUCACUGUCGGCGGAUCAAGAUUCUGGGCGACUGCUACUACUGUGUGUCCGGCCUGACGCAGCCCAAGACGGAUCACGCUCACUGCUGCGUGGAGAUGGGUCUGGACAUGAUCGACACCAUCACGUCGGUGGCUGAAGCUACAGAGGUGGAUCUGAACAUGCGUGUGGGUCUGCACACGGGACGGGUGCUCUGUGGCGUGUUGGGUCUCAGGAAGUGGCAGUAUGACGUGUGGUCGAAUGAUGUGACGCUGGCUAACAUGAUGGAGGCUGGAGGACUGCCGGGGAAGGUGCACAUCACUCGCUCCACGCUGGACUGUCUGAAUGGAGAUUACGAGGUGGAGCCGGGAAACGGCCGAGAGAGACACUCGUUCCUGCUCAAACACGACAUCGAGACCUUCUUCAUAGUGCCAUCUCACCGCAGGAAGAUCUUUCCUGGCCUGAUCCUGUCAGACAUCAAACCUGCCAAAAAGAUGAAGUUUAAGACGGUGUGUUUCUUGCUGGUGCAGCUCAUGCACUGCCGAAAGAUGUUCAAGGCCGAGAUUCCCUUCUCCAGCGUCAUGAACUGUGAGGACGGGGACAAGAGGAGGGUGCUGCGCUCGGCUCCGGAGAAGCUCAGGAACCGGACCUCCACGACGGCUAACACCACCCAGAGCAGCCCGGGGACACGGGUCAACCGCUACAUCAGCCGUCUGAUCGAGGCCCGGCAGAUGGAGUCGGACACGGCUGACCUGCACUGCCUCACGCUCACCUACAGAGACCCGGAGCGAGAGCGCAGGUAUCAUCAGCUGAAUGACGAGUACUUCACCGGCGCUGUGGUUCUGUGUCUCGUCCUCACGGCUCUGAUCGGCGUCCUCUACCUGCUCAUCAUGCCUCAGGGGACGGUCGUGUUGGCGUUGCUGGUCUUCUGCAUCUGUUUUCUGGUCGUGUGUAUCAUAUAUCUGCACAUCACUAGAGUUCAGUGUUUUCCAGGGUGCCUCACCAUACAGAUCCGGACCGUCCUGAGUGUGUUCAUAGUGCUCUUAAUAUACGCCAUGACCCAGGCCUGUGUGGUGGGCUGCAUGCCGUGGCUCUGGCCGUCUAACUCCACGCGCUCCAUCGUGAUCAUCGACGUGUCCGCAGGGCUGAACCGCACCAUGGCGGAGCUGGCGUGUGAAGGAGCGCCGUACGCCCUGCUGUGCUGCAUGCUGGGGACGCUGACCGUGGUGCUGUUCCUGCGAGUGUCCUGGCUGUCCAAACUCUUUCUGCUGCUGCUGCUGCUGCUGCUGUACAUCACCGUGCUGGAGCUCAGCGGAUUCAGACGCUCCUCGGGGACGGUGUUGAUGAGCGCUCGCGGUCUGGAGCCCAUCCUCUCUCUGCUGCUGUUCUCCACCGCUCUCGCCCUUCACUCCAGACAGAUGGAGCUCAAGCUGCGCCUGGACUUCCUCUGGGCCACACAGGCAGAGGAGGAGAGAGACGGCAUGGAGAAAGUCAAACUAGAUAACCGGAGGAUCCUCUUCAACCUGCUGCCGGUUCAUGUGGCUCAACACUUCCUGCAGUCCAACCCCAGAAACAUGGAUCUGUAUUACCAGUCCUACGCUCAGGUUGGGGUGCUGUUCGCUUCCAUCCCCAACUUCAAUGACUUCUACAUCGAGCUGGAUGGAAACAACAUGGGUGUGGAGUGUCUGCGGCUGCUCAACGAGAUCAUCGCCGACUUCGACGAGCUCAUGGACAAAGAGUGUUAUAAAGACAUUGAGAAGAUCAAGACCAUCGGCAGCACGUACAUGGCAGCGGUGGGUUUGGUGCCCACCAUCGGAACCAAGGCAAAGAAAUCCACUACAGAACACCUGAGCACCAUCGCAGACUUCGCCAUCGAGAUGUUUGACGUUCUCGAUGAAAUCAACUAUCAGUCAUAUAACGAUUUUGUCUUGAGAGUGGGUAUUAAUGUGGGUCCGGUGGUGGCCGGGGUCAUCGGGGCCCGCCGGCCGCAGUAUGAUAUCUGGGGGAACACGGUGAACGUGGCCAGCCGCAUGGACAGCACCGGAGUGCCUGGGAAGAUACAGGUGACAGAGGAAGCAUACCGUCUGCUUCAGAACGACUAUGACCUGGUGUGUCGUGGAAAUGUCUGCGUGAAGGGCAAAGGUCAGAUGCUCACCUACUUCCUGGAGGGUAAAGCGCAGGACGCGGGGAACCGAGCGCCGCAUCACACCGGUGGCCUGGAGCGCAGGGUUCACGCCAUCGCCCGCUCCAGCAGCACACACACCAAAGCCGGCAGCACCGCGUCCCUGGCCUCGGGAGUCACUCCUGGGCUCCGGGGACACAGCGCUGCUCAUGUUCCUGCGGUCGGAGGAGAGCAGGAGGGCAAAGGGGGGGAGAUGUAAGACCGGUCGCACACUACACACAAGUAUCACAUCUGCAGGUGGAGAGAAUGAACCGUCUUCCCUUUAUUCACCUUCUCACACACAUGAAUGGAUCUUCACUGCACAUCAGAUCAGUUCUCCUGGAUAAAUUCAGGUACUGUUUUGCUUUUCUUUCCGACUUGACUAAUGGAAUUUGGGUUAGGGAACUCCCUUUCACUUUGAUUCUGCACUGCGUUCAGAGCUUCGCAUGAUCUUCAGCAAUGUGUUUCAUUUCUCAAGUUUUAUGCCAACUUCUUAUAUUUGCUGUAAAUAGUAGAUGUUCUUACGAUCAGAGUUUGUGAAUUUUGUUUUUGAAUUAAAGUCUCCAGUGCAUUUGAAUGAAUGUGAUAGUGUGUGAAUGAGAUACAUUUCUAACACACAGAGCAGCAAUAGAAGCAGGACAUCGUUGCACUAGAUUGUGAUUUCUUAUUUAUUCACUCUCACACACUCUUCAUCUUCAUCAUGUGAAAGAGUCCCGCUCACACGUUUCUAAAGGCUAAGACUGCUGGAGAAAUCAAAGAUCUCUGUCUUGAUGACACAUUCACAACUGUACUCUGAUUUCCCAUAAUAAUCAUCUUAUAAAUAGAUAAGUAUACACUGUUUCAAAGCAGCAUGUGUACAUAGAACAAGAGAAAUCAGGGAGUUUGAUAACAGCCUAAAGAAAGCUUCAUCAUCAUCAUAAUCCUCUGCUGCAGUCACUUUGACAGACUGUUCUGACAUUAUAAGCUACAAUCUGACAUCUAUAUUCAUACACACAGUGGAGCCCAAACAUAGGACACUGCAUUCAGUUUCACAUUUUUGCCAUUUAUUAAAACAAUUUUGUAUUACAACAUAAAAUGUAUGUACAACAUUGUAUUAGCAGAAUCAAAUAGAGUGAAGUACAGUUAUAAUGAAUGGAGUGAAAAGAAAUGAAGAUUGAUGUGAAAGUGUCUCUCAGUAACACUGGAGCUACAUGAACAAAACCUGAUCAUCACGAUCUGAGAUGAGUCACAUAUCAAUCCAGCACAAUCUGAAAAACAGGAAAUGUUUACACAACGUUGGCAAGGUUUUCUCAAAGUCAUGAAAAAAAGCUCUUCCAAUAACAUUAAUAGACCAUUUGUUCGGAGUAAUCUAGUCUUUAAACCUGUCUCUAAAUAUUAUUCAUACAUCAUGAAACAUUUUCUUAAUUUCAUCAUAAUGGGAAUUUUAGCUUGGCUUUGGCUAUUCAUUGAAUGUAACUUUAUUUAAAUGAUUUAAAGGAUAUUUUGAAUCUCAGAUUGAUUGUCAGGUGUGUGAUUAGCAGGGACAAACCUCCACAUGCUGAACAUGUGCCAAGUAUAUCACAUCUCAAUCUGAAGUGCAAUGAUUGGACAUGAUUCUGUCAUCAGCAUUCACUGUAAUAAUAUCAGCAACACAUUCACAUGCAGAUGAAAUGUGACUGAAACUAUCAAAUACUAUAUACUUUAUGCUGUAAGAGAGCUAUGUGCAGAAGUUCAGUCAUGGAUGUUUGACAUGUUACUGAGUUACUGAGGGGGAUGGUUUGUUGUUAACAAGGUCAGUUAUGUGUAGUCUAUGUGUGCACAAGAGUACAGUGACUAUCUACUGACACUGAGGUCAACAGCCCAUCCAUGAGGAACGUCUCGGUUAUGUAUGUAACCCUCGUUCCCUGAAGGAGGGAAUGGAGACAUCAUGUCGGUGACAGACGAAUUGGGAUCUUGUUUCGCGAAACCAAUUUACUUUGAGUGUAAACUAAAUGCAGUUAUUAUAUCCAGCUGCAGCUUAUCAAAGCGUGAGCAUAAAAAGGCAGCAAGUGAGAUGCAUACCAGGUUUUCGCUGAGGAGCGAAGCGGGUGACCCGGCCGUUCAGCAAUGGUACAGCAGCCAUGGCGACGGGUGGUGACAUCUCCAUUACCUCCUACAGGGAACGAGGGUUACCAUACGUAACUGAGACAUUCCCUUUCAGGCGGUCACUGUUGACGUCACGUCAGUGGUUGAUGAUUUGGCAUCCUCUACCAAAGCGCCAUGGAUGCUGCCCCUUCCAGUGUCCUGUGUGAGCCACCUGUACCCCUUUUUGGUGUAGGCCAAGGCUCGCAACAAGAAGACCACAAACCCUUGUCAUAGCACUACCCACUCAAUGAGAUUGGAUAACACUGGGAAAACAUACACGUUCCACUUGGAACAGGGAAACUGCGAAAGCCCCAUCCUUCCUGAAGGAGGGAGCAAAAACGCACAUGAACAUCAUUUUAGGUGCAUAUGGACAAUUGGAGGUGAUUGUAACCCUCUUGGAAAUUGCAGAUUCUGUGUGAAUGUGAAUGGCAUGAAGUGACCUCAGAACCUUCCGACUCCAAAGGAGAAGAUGGCAGCCGAGUUGGGACAUGUGACAGGAGUGCAGAUCACCUUGUCGGUUUAUGCACGCAACGGUCGCUGUGUUGUCCAUUCGGAGCAGCAUGUGCUUGCCUCAUAAGUGCAAUUUGAGACAGGUCAAGACAAGGCACAUUUCUAACAAUUCUAGGAAAUUGAAAUGCCAGUGCAGAUGGGUCCCCAUUCUAUCACAUCCUUUGCCAGUAGGACUGUGAUCUCUGCACCCAAUACAGGAGCAUCAGCUGCUUUCAUUGUAGAGAAGCAGAUGUUGCUAAACUUGGGGGGAUGUUAGGCAAACUGAGUCACAUAGCCAAGGCAGAUGGUCCGCAGAAGCCAGCAAGAUAGGCUGGGUAGCGCUAGCCAGGCACCCAGAAACCAUGCAAAUGGGACCAACCCAUCUGGCCAGUCUGGUACACAGGGACAUCAAGGAACUGAACUUGGUUGGCAUCCCUCAUAUCGACCAGACACAACCAAAGAUGGUGCUCCUGGACAACAAGUGUGGACAUCGGAGGACCCAGAGAACUCGCGGUGACCUUCGUCGCUCAGAGCGUGAGGUCAGUAGCAGUUUGGAGCUCUUUCAGAACUUCCGGAUCGUGACUGUCCUCAUGCAGGUCCUUCAUUGCCUUUGCCUGGUGCACCUGCAGUAUGGCUGUAGCAUAUAAGGUGGAGAAAGCAUCUCCAUAAGCAUUGCCAGAUAGGCCAGGAGAGUACCUACAUACUUGGGAGGGGAGGCACGAUAUGCCCUGCUGGGUGGAGACUAUAUUAGGACACAACUGCAUCGCAACCCCUGUAUACCCCCUUGCUCCACUACCGUCAAGGGUGUUGAGGGAGAAGGAACCAUCAGGCUGGUUUCUGGCAGUAAAAGGUGCCGUCCACGACCUGGUGACUUCCUCAUGCACUUCCAGGAAGAAGGGUAUUAGGGCAUGUGCUGUUAAACCAGUGCGAGCCACCCCGAGAAACCAGUCAUCCAACCUCGAAGGAUCGGGGAGGUUUCCACUUGAGCUCUACCUUCUCAGUGGCCCAGAAAAGCAUAGCUGUCAUGUCUGGAUCCAAUUCAGGCAUUGCCACCAUCCCAAAUGGGGUCAGCACAGCCCUCCGAAUCAGCGGCUGACAUCCUGUUGUCAGGGGGUGGACCAAGGGAUACCACUGAUACGCUCUUAGAAGAGGGCCCAGCAUUUACAUUUACAUUUACAUUUACUCAUUUAGCUGACGCUUUUAUCCAAAGCGACUUACUAUUGCUAUAUAUGUCAGAGGUCGCAUGCCUCUGGAGCAACUAGAGGUUAAGUGUCUUGCUCAGGGACACAUUGGUGUCUCACAGUGGAUUCGAACCCAGGUCUCUCCGACCAAUGGCAUGCGUCUUAUCCACCGCGCCAUCACCACCCCAGCAUGUUCCUUUUGCUGGUCAACUGGAUCAGAAAUGCUAGAGGAGUGGUGGGCCCCGAGGGUUGGUUCCCUGAGGAGUUUGCCACUGCUGUAAUCCUCAAACCACCCAUGCUACUGCUGGAAGUUGCCCUUGCCUGGCACCCGCCAGUACAAGCACUAGAUCGUGGCAGCGUUGAGGAAAUGGAGCCUGGUCCAUAGCUCCAAGAUGGGAACAUGAUUCAUCCGUGAAUGCCACCUCAGUGUGUUUAAUGCCCAGACACAUGAGGCAGCAAUUGUGACCAUUACCCGGCACCAGGUAAUGACCACAUCCUGAAAUGCAUGGGUGAAACAGCAUCUUUAAAAAGAUGGUCCUUUGUCUUUACACAGAAGUAACCGUGAUGCACUUUUAGAGAAAUUGCUCUUUCAGGGAAAAUACUCUUUUAGUGCUGAGGCGCACAGGAGAAAUGGCCACUUGCAGCACAACAGGAGGUAGUGCAGCCUGAAGUGCACAACCCACUCGACACAGGAACGACCAUCACAGAAGCGCCGUAAAACCAUCCACGAGCACGUUGAACUUGUUGAGCAGAAUGAUGUUGUCACUCGUCUCCGAAGUGAAAAGCUGGUAUACAUUGCACCUGCUGCCUUUUUAUGCUCACGCUGUGAUCAACUGUAGCUGGAUGCAAUAAUCGCAUGCCAAUGUGCAUUGGCUCGUUUAGUUUACACUCAAAGUAGAUUGGUCUCUCGAAGCAAGAUCCCAAUUCGUCGAUCACCGAUGUGAAGUAAAGAGUGACCGAUUGAAAGGGAACACUGCUUCACACACUCACUCACACACACACACACACACACACAGACACGCACACACACAUACCGUACAGAUCUCUGUAGACUUGGGCCUGUUUACAAGCACAAAAAUCAUGCUCUCAUUCUGUACAUUUCUGAGACUGUUUGUGGGGAGAAACAAUGACUCUUUCUAUAUUUCUAUGGCAAAUGUUUAUUUUGAUGCUGAUGUUUUGACUGAUGACGCUUAUCUUCAGGGUAUGAAUCGAUCUAUCAAUCGCUCUCUGUACUGUCGAUACAGUAUUCUUGCCUUAUUUGAUGCUUGUGGUGAUUGAAGUCAGUUGCCUUUUAGCUCUUUGAUAUUCAGAAUUGUAUUUUGUAAAUACAGCAAUGUAUGAUAUACUGUCCUUUGAACAGUGUAAACUUGAGCAAUAUAAGAUUUUGUAAUAAAGCGGGUAUUUAAGAACAAUGGUCUAUUGAUUUUCUGUUUGAUUGCAGUAAAUGUGUCAUUUCUGUUUGUGUCCAUGUGCAAUGACUUUUAGUUUGUAGUUUUGCUUUAUUCCUGCUUACCCCUUGAUUUUGCUGGUGCAUAUAGUUAGUCCACUCAACCCCACGUAUACAAGCCCUAUGAUUCCUGUGUUUAUUGUCUGGUCU
Molecule: messenger RNA, 8827 nt
Organism: Carassius auratus (goldfish)
Lineage: Eukaryota; Metazoa; Chordata; Actinopteri; Cypriniformes; Cyprinidae
Product: adenylate cyclase type 1-like
Exons: 20
Coding region: 363-3677 (1104 amino acids)
Biological process (GO): intracellular signal transduction; adenylate cyclase-activating G protein-coupled receptor signaling pathway; cAMP biosynthetic process
Cellular component (GO): plasma membrane
Molecular function (GO): adenylate cyclase activity
Source: RefSeq, a predicted model, not a curated record